CUGUUUGGAAGUGUUAAGAUACACAACUGAAAAUCUAGAUGAGUUCUGUGUCCUGUUGCGCGUCUCAAGUGUCAUUCUCACGUCUUGAGGACUUCAAAUCUUUAGCAAAGAAGCGUCUACCUAGCGACGUGUGGGAAUACUACAGUUUUCCAUCGUGUAAUGGCUUCACAAUUCAGGAAAAUGAGCGGGCUUUUCAGAGGUACAGAUUGCUGCCACGUGUCCUUCGUGAUGUGUCCAGAGUGGACACUACAGCCACCGUCCUGGGCAGCCAACUGGACAUGCCUGUAGCCAUCGCACCGACUGCCCACCACUCACUCGCACAUCCUGAUGGCGAAAAAGCAACAGCAACAGGUGCAGCGUCUGCCAACUCAGCCUUUGUGCUCAGCUCUUUCGCCAACUGUUCCAUGGAGGACAUUGCCCAGACCGCGCCGCAUGGCGUCAGGUGGUUCUACCUGAUUCUGCAGAACGAUCCCGACCGUACCAGAGAACUACUCCAGCGAGCGGAGAGAGCGGGCUUCACCGCGAUCUGGCUAACGGUGGACCAGCCGCGAUUCCAGUUCCAACAUCGUCCAGAAAGUGAGAUGAAGUCAGCAGAAGGUGUGAGGCUUCCUAACCUGACGUUUGACGAUGCUCCCGGUGACGCUCGCUCCCCGGAGUUUACCGCGUACUUGAGGGACAACGUGAAGCAGCCAAUCACGUGGGACGAUGUGGUCUGGUUGAGGAAGAAUACGUCGCUCAAAAUUGUACUGAAAGGAAUUCUAUCAGCUGAAGAUGCAAAGGAAGCUGUCAAAGUUGGUGUUGACGGUAUCUGUGUGUCCAACCAUGGAGGCAGACAACUGGACGGAGUACCAGCUUCUAUUGAUGCACUACCAGACAUUGUGCGUGCGGUUGGCGGUAAGGUGGAGGUUUACGUGGACGGAGGUGUCCGGACUGGGACAGAUGUGCUGAAGGCCUUGGCGCUGGGGGCUCGAUGUGUGUUCAUUGGUCGGCCUGUUCUCUGGGGACUUGCAGCUAACGGUGCAGAAGGGGUCCACCAAGUUCUACAACUGUUCAAAGAACAGCUCAAUCUGGCUAUGGCACAGGCAGGCUGUUCGCAGCUGUCUGACAUUAAACCUUCACUGGUCAUACAUGAGUCGUACUACCUACAUGGCCGUCACUGGAACACUGGAACACUCAACGAUUAACCAUCGGAAGAACUAAGAUUCCAUGUAACAUCAUCCCCAUGUUAGUGGCCCUAUUUCAGAGAACUAUAAUUCAAGCGUAAUUAUCAUAGCCAGCCGACAUCGACCAAUCAGAAGGCUCCAUUUCCCAUUGGUUAUCAGGCCAUAACCUCAAAAGUG
Molecule: messenger RNA, 1340 nt
Organism: Branchiostoma belcheri (Belcher's lancelet)
Lineage: Eukaryota; Metazoa; Chordata; Leptocardii; Amphioxiformes; Branchiostomatidae
Product: hydroxyacid oxidase 2-like
Exons: 8
Coding region: 39-1184 (381 amino acids)
Molecular function (GO): FMN binding; oxidoreductase activity
Source: RefSeq, a predicted model, not a curated record